Molecule: messenger RNA, 6288 nt
Organism: Aedes albopictus (Asian tiger mosquito)
Lineage: Eukaryota; Metazoa; Arthropoda; Insecta; Diptera; Culicidae
Exons: 4
Coding region: 1-6288 (2095 amino acids)
Biological process (GO): DNA integration
Molecular function (GO): nucleic acid binding
Source: RefSeq, a predicted model, not a curated record
AUGUUGCAGCCCGUAAAGAUAUGCGGAAAAUGUUCGUCCGGCGGUUCGGUUGGACAGAUGCUCGGAUGCGAUAUGUGCGACGUCUGGUUCCAUGCUGCUUGCGUAGAUGAGACGGAUACGAACCUCAACCCGGACAGGACUUGGAAGUGCAGCCGUUGCGUGAAGGACGACGCUGGGGAGGUAUCUGGCCAUCACGCUAGCAAGUCGGUGAGGAGUUCGGCUAGUAGCAGAACCCGACGGGAAUUACUUCUGCAACAACUGGAGGAACAACGCGCCUUGAAGCUAAAACAACGCGCGGAAGAGGACGAGAUAAGGAGAAAGCGUGCUGAGGAGGAUGAAGCGUUUCUCCAACAAAAAAUGGAGCUUAUCCUGGACGAUGACAACGAAAGCAGGCGUAGUAAGCUUAGCAGUCGGGCUAGCAGGCAAAAGGUCGAAGACUGGCUCAACAACGGCCGAGGCGGCCAAACAGUAGCGACCGGUCCGGCAGCAGCACACCUACCAGAGUGUGCACCCUCAACUUCUGGGCUGCAGAGAGAGGUUCCAACAUCGACGUCAACACCUCAGGCAGGUAAAACGCACAAGCUAGUAGUAGUAGAAGACCCUCGAAAUGGUGUGGGAACUUGCCAGGGGCAAGCAGUCAAGCCUCCAAUUUCGCGAAGUACAAUCAUACCUCCGUUCGUGGGAGCCUCCACAACAGCACCCAUAGUGUUUCCAAGUGUUACCGUGCAAAACGCUAAGGUGUCAGUUCUACCGUCGUCGACGUCAGUUCCCAAUAUAAAUGCCGAACAGCGAGCACCAGCAGUCAGCGCAGUGGAAUCAUUCGACGGCGCAGGGGCAGCCGAGUUGCAGCCAAAUCCAGCAGGCGUACAGCUGUUUGGUGGACCACAAGUGGGAGUAUCGCUUCAGCCCGCGCCUAGUAGUGCGCAGUUAGCAGCAAGGCAGGUGAUGCCACGCGACUUGCCAAACUUCUCCGGCGAUCCACAAGACUGGCCCUUGUUUUCAAGCUCCUUCUACAACUCUACGACAGCAUGUGGGUUCACAGAUGCGGAGAAUCUUGCCAGGCUUCAACGAUGCCUGACAGGGCAUGCGCUGGAUUCAGUAAAGAGUCGUCUGCUGAUGCCGGAAUCUGUACCACAUGUGAUGGAAACAUUGCGUAAGCUGUAUGGACGACCAGAGGUGCUCAUCCACACACUCCUACGAAGACUGCGCAGUGUACCAUCACCGAGAACCGAGAAUCUACAGUCGGUCAUCACGUUCGGGAUGGCCGUACGGAACUUGGUCGACCACAUGUUCGUAGCGCAGCUGAUUGACCACCUUCGUAAUCCUAUGCUACUACACGAGCUAGUAGAAAAGCUUCCGUCGUCGAUGAAAAUGCAGUGGUCGUGGUAUAAGCGAUCACAAGCGGAAGUCAACCUUGCAACAUUCGGGGAAUUCAUGACUGAAAUGGUCAACACGGCCUCAGACGUGACUCUGCCAACAAUAGAUGACGCUGUUCACCAAUCUAGACCGAACCAGGCUGGGAAAGAUAACCAGAAACUAUACGUGCACGCUCAGGCACGAGGCGAACUAGCGUUGACAACGAGUACUGCAGGCGGAUCGAAUUGUGCAACAGGACCAGCCGAAACAAGGCGAUCGUGCCACUACUGUUCAAACGAGGAGCACGAAGUAGUCACGUGUCCACAGUUCAAGUCAUUGGACGUAGAUGGCAGGUGGAAGGCAAUGCGGUUGAAAGGUCUAUGCAGAACGUGCCUGAUCCCGCAUCGAAAAUGGCCAUGCCGUUCAGGAAAGGAAUGUGGAGUCGACGGUUGCCAGAUGCGUCACCAUGCACUGUUGCACUCGCGGGGCGCUAUGGAGUCAUCGACUGGACAAGUGGGACUUGAAAGAAGAUCGGGUCCAAGCGGAACGAAUGUCAUUCAGCAGAAUCACCAUUCAGCGUUGAACUUUUGCCUUUUCCGGUAUUUGCCGGUAACCCUUGAGGGAAAUGGAAAACAGGUGGAAACGUUCGCUUUCCUUGAUGACGGUUGUCAAACAACGCUUAUGGAAGCCGGACUGGCAGCUGACUUGGAUAUCGCCGGGCCAGCUGAGUCCCUUUGGCUAGGAUGGACGGGCAACAUUUCACGAGAGGAAAAGGGUUCGCAACGAUUAUCAGUGAAAAUAUCCGGCGGCGGGAUGAAGAAUCAGUACAAGUUGAGCAACGUACGUACGGUCCAGAAGCUUCAACUGCAAGGACAAACGUUCCACUACGAAGAGCUGAUGAAGAUGUACCCACACCUACGAGGACUUCCGCUACGCAGUUAUGUCAACGCCGCGCCCAGAAUCAUCAUCGGUAUUGAACAUGCACAGCUGUUGACUGCAUUGAAGGUACGAGAGGGCAAGCCGAACGAUCCAGUAGCAGUUAAGACUCGAUUAGGUUGGUGCGUUUACGGCAAGCAGACAUCUGGAGAUAGUUCAGCCAUCGAGCGAGUACAUCUACACACGGAGGAGGAACAAAUUGGGAAUCGUGAGCUCCAUGAUUUGAUGAAGCAAUACUUUGCUAUUGAGGAAGCUGCGGUAGCCACCCCUAUCGAGUCGGCAGAAGACAGUCGAGCUCGUGCAAUCUUACAGAAAACGACGCGCAGGGUUGAAGGAGGUUUUGAAACUGGUCUGAUCUGGAAGUACGACCAUCCGGUUUUUCCGGAUAGCUUUCCUCUAGCCCUCCGGAGACUGCAGUCGUUAGAAAAGCGUCUAGCAAAGGACCAAGAGCUGGGAGAAAAAGUGAUGUCGUUGAUUCGAGAUUACGAAAGGAAGGGAUAUGCGCACAAAAUCACACAGGAGGAGUUGGAAUCUACCGAUCCUAGCCGCGUGUGGUAUCUGCCGCUGGGAGUAGUGAGGAACCCGAAGAAACCGGAGAAGGUCCGUCUAAUCUGGGAUGCUGCGGCGCGGAUACAUCGACUAUCGUUCAACGAUAUGCUUCUCAAAGGACCAGACAUGAUGACAUCAUUGGUUGCUGUUUUAUUAAGAUUCAGGCAAAGAUCGAUCGCAAUUUGUGGGGACAUCCGUGAAAUGUUUCAUCAGGUGCGGAUCAUUGCUGAGGACAAGCAGUCGCAGAGAUUUUUAUUCCGUUAUCACCCAGAUGAGCCACCGCAAAUCUAUGUCAUGGAUGUGGCAACGUUUGGUGCUACAUGCUCUCCCUGCUCGUCGCAGUUCGUUAAGAACAAAAAUGCACAAGAGUUCGCGUCGCAGUUUCCAAGGGCUUCGGAGGCCAUUAUCAAAGCCCACUACGUAGACGACUACCUGGAUAGCGUAGACACUGUUGAGGAAGCGGUUCAGCUAGUCAACGAGCUGUUCUUCGAAGCCUGGGUGAAACGGAGCGUUCGCCGAAAUCUCUGGAUCUGGAAGGUUCAGCUUAUGUCGAGCGAAUCCUGGGCAUGGUGUGGAAGCCAGCUGAAGAUUUGUUCUCCUUUCGAUGUAACGGUGAAGGAUGACCUGAAGAACUUUCUGGAAGGAAAUACUGUGCCGACGAAGCGACAAGUGCUGCGACUGGUUAUGUCGCUGUUUGAUCCCUGUGGAUUCAUUGCCCACUACAUCGUACAUGGUAAAAUCCUGAUGCAGCAUAUUUGGAGGUCAGGUACGGAUUGGGACGAUGGUAUCUCGCCGGAGCUACAAGGUAUGUGGAGAAACUGGAUUCUACUACUGGAGCGGUUAGCAGAAGUUGAAGUCCCACGUUGUUUGUUCGGUAGAACCAGCAGUAAGGUACCCGCCUGCAUACAGCUGCACGUCUUCGUUGAUGCUAGUGAGCUAGCCUAUGCGUGUUGUGCCUAUUUAAGAAUAGUGCAGGCAGGUGUUGUCCAUUGCUGUCUCGUCGCGGCGAAAACAAAGGUAGCUCCCUUGAAGCCACUGUCAAUUCCACGCCUUGAGCUGCAAGCUUGCGUAAUCGGAUGCCGCCUCAUGGAAACCGUUUGCGACACCCUAGAUCUGCCAAUCGAAGGACGGUAUUUGUGGACGGACUCCGCAACGGCGCUCGCCUGGAUAAAAUCCGACAGCCGACGCUACCAUCCAUAUGUAGCCUUCCGAGUAGGCGAAAUACUGAAUUCCACCAGUGUAGAUGAAUGGUUCCACGUUCCAUCGAAACAAAAUGUAGCCGACGAUUCUACGAAAUGGGGAAGUGGUCCGAACUUCAGCCCAAACAGUCGCUGGUUUGCCGGCGAAUCAUUCCUGUAUGAACCAAUGAUCAAAUGGCCAAAGCAGACCGAGUUACAGUGGAAAACAAAUGAAGAAUUGCGUGCUGCAUUCCAUCUUCAUCAAGAGUUACCAAAAUCAACUAUUGACGUUAGCAAGUUCUCCAACUGGAGCCGUUUGUUGCGAGCAACUGCGUAUGUCCAACGAGCAGCGCAAAACUUCCGUGGUCGGAAGAUAGGAGGAGAGCUGACAAGUGAUGAGCUGUUGCAAGCUGAAAACCUUUUAUGGAGUCAAACACAGAUGCAAGCGUACCCGGACGAAUACAGCGUGCUGAAGCAUAACCUGGAACAUCCGGAAACAACACCGAAGCUGUUAGAGAAAAGUAGUUCAUUGUUUCAAGAAUCUCCUUUCAUGGACAGCGCAGGAGUAAUCAGAAUGAAUAGUAGGAUUUCAACCGCUCCUUCCGCACCGUUUGCAACCAAAUAUCCCGUGAUUCUUCCCAAGGACCACGCUUUAACACGUCUGCUAGUUGAUAGUUACCACCGGCGUUUUCUGCACAUGCAUAACGAAACUGUCUUGAACGAAGUUCGCCAAAGAUUCAGAAUUCCGCAGUUACGUCCGGUUAUCAGAAGGGUUGCUAGAGACUGUCAGCGCUGCCGAAUCACAAAAUCCGUGCCACAAGCUCCGAUGAUGAGCCCACUUCCAGCAGUUCGGCUUACUCCUAACGUCCGGGCGUUCAGUUACACUGGUGUGGAUUACUUCGGCCCAAUCAUGGUGAAGCAGGGACGCAGUUUGGUGAAGCGCUGGGUGGCGCUGUUCACGUGCCUCACCAUACGUGCGGUACACUUGGAAGUUGUCCACAGCUUAUCGACGCAAUCCUGCGUUAUGGCUAUUCGACGCUUUGUUAGUCGUAGGGGCGCCCCCGAAGCCUUUUACUCUGACAACGGGACGUGUUUUAAAGGGGCCAGCAAUUUGCUUGCAGAUCAGCUGAAGGAAAUCCAUGAGGGUUGCGCAGUGACCUUUACGAACGCCAGAACUACCUGGCAUUUCAACCCGCCAUCAGCUCCACAUAUGGGCGGUUGUUGGGAGCGGAUGGUUCGCUCCGUCAAGGUGGCAAUGGCAGCCGUCGCAGACCACACGCAUCAUCCGAAUGAUGAGGUACUGGAGACUGUGGUUUUAGAAGCUGAAUCCAUCGUCAAUUCGCGUCCACUGACCUACAUCCCGGUAGAUGACACAAAUCAGGAAGCCCUUACACCGAAUCAUUUCCUGCUCUACGGUAAUCAAGGAGUCGUUCAACCCAGAACAGCGUUUUCGGUGGAAGGAGCAACAUUGCGGGACAGUUGGAAGCUGACACAAUACUUAUCGGAUCUGGUUUGGAAGCGAUGGGUGCGUGAGUAUUUGCCAACGUUGACCAGGCGCACAAAAUGGUUCCAGCCUACGAAACCAUUGGAACCUGGAGAUGUUGUGUUUGUGGUCGACGAGAAUAAACGAAACGGAUGGCUGCGAGGACGAAUAAUUGAGGUAGUUCAAGGAAAGGACGGACAAGUUCGGAGAGCCGUUGUGCAAACCAAUGACGGGAUCUUGUCGAGGCCGGCCAUCAAGUUAGCGCUGAUAGAUGUCCGUUCAAACCGGAAGCAGCAGCCCGAUGACAGGAGUUCCCCGGAACUACACGGGAGGGGGAAUGUAAAAGACCAACAGGGCAGUCAGGUCAUGCGGCAAGGACUUCACGUGGUGCACAAGAGUGACAACACGCUUCGGGACUUACUAUGCAACCUGAAGGAUAAAGUCCCACCGGACGAACAAUCAGGUAUAUAUCGAAUACCUUGCGAAGACUGCCCAGCAGUUUAUAUUGGCCAAACACGCCGCAAAAUUAAGGUGCGUCUGAGGGAACACAGAACAGCGGUAGAGUCGAACAAACCGAACGAAUCCGGGGUAGCGGCACAUGCGGCGGCAUCCAACCACAACAUAAGUUGGAAAAAUGCGAAGAUGAUCAAACCAGUGAGAAAGGCCGCGCUCCUCAACGCAUGGGAAUCGAUGCUCAUCACCAACACUAAGGGACCAUUGAUGAACGAAGAUGAUCCCCCCAUCGCAUCGUGUCUCUUCAACCUGGUGGAUAACAACAGUAAAUAA